UCCAUCAUGAGCAACCUCGAAAAGACCCUGUUCCAACUCAAGUUCACUGCAAAGUCAUUGAAUCGUCAGGCAAAGAAGGCUCAGAAGGACGAAAACUCAGAGAAGACGCGAUUAAAGAAGGCAUUGCAGCAAGGAAAUAACGAUGGCGCUCGGAUAUACGCCUCAAAUGCCAUUCGAAAGAAGAGCGAGGCGUUGAAUCUAUUGCGCCUAUCCAGUCGCAUAGAUGCUGUAGCCAGCAGAGUAGAGACCGCCGUUACCAUGCGUCAAGUAACGGGGAACAUGACAUCGGUCGUGAAGGGAAUGGAUAAAGCGAUGGAGAGCAUGAACCUCGAACGGAUUUCUAUGGUUAUGGAUAAAUUUGAGAACCAGUUCACGGAUCUGGACGUCCAAACGUCAAUAAUGGAGGACACCAUGUCCGCCACGACUGCCAUUUCCACACCUCAAGAUCAAAUUGAUCAGCUGUUGCGGCAAACGGCCGAGGAGGCCAACAUCGAGUUACAGCACGACCUGGCCUCGAAGGACCUCAACGCCGUGGCAGACUUGAAUUCUCCGAAUAAGGUUAGAGAGGAGGACGACAAGCUCGCGGAGCGGCUGAGAGCCUUGCGACCAGCCACAUGAUAGAAACAAGCAAUUGGGAGAUUAUAGGACGCGAACCGGAAUGUAACAAUUUGUACCUUUAUAUUUUACGAUUCUUAUGGACCAAUAUAAUAUGGCUGGCCCGUGC
Laccaria bicolor S238N-H82 is the source of this 724-nucleotide messenger RNA. RefSeq names its product vacuolar assembly protein DID2. Lineage: Eukaryota; Fungi; Basidiomycota; Agaricomycetes; Agaricales; Hydnangiaceae. The coding region runs from base 7 to 618 and encodes 203 amino acids. Gene Ontology annotation, cellular component: ESCRT III complex; multivesicular body. The record is from RefSeq and is a predicted model, not a curated record. Gene Ontology annotation, biological process: protein transport; late endosome to vacuole transport; endosome transport via multivesicular body sorting pathway. The transcript is spliced from 5 exons.